This is a messenger RNA of Impatiens glandulifera, 1741 nucleotides long. Its product is annotated as E3 ubiquitin-protein ligase SP1. Bases 243 to 1367 code for a protein of 374 amino acids. Gene Ontology annotation, biological process: protein ubiquitination; organelle organization. The transcript has 11 exons. Lineage: Eukaryota; Viridiplantae; Streptophyta; Magnoliopsida; Ericales; Balsaminaceae. The record is from RefSeq and is a predicted model, not a curated record. Gene Ontology annotation, molecular function: ubiquitin-protein transferase activity.
CUCGUUAAUGUUCUUCCUUCCGUUUUGAGUUCUCUGUGUGACCGCUUUAAUUUCUCUCCACGGCAAGUUUUUCGAUUUCUCUGCAUACUUCGUCUCUAAUCUAUAUUAUCACUCUACCGUAACCGAUCUUCACUCACCUUCCCGUUUCUCCUCCAUUAUUUCCGUUCGCGAUUUUGCUGUUGCCGUCGUUCGUAAAAUACGCAGUGAAGCAGGAGAGUUAGGGUUUACCUAAGACGUCAAAGAUGGUUGUUCCUUGGGGUGGUCUUAGUUGCUGUUUGAGUGCUGCUGCUCUCUAUCUUCUAGGUAGAAGCAGUGGAAGGGACGCAGAUAUCCUCAGAUCUGUCACCCGAGUUAAUCAAUUGAAGGAUUUGGCACAUUUAUUGGAUACAGCUGCCAAGGUUUUACCUUUAGUUGUCACAGUAUCUGGUAGAGUUGGUUCAGAUACCCCAAUUACUUGUCAAUACAGUGGUUUGAGAGGCGUGAUAGUGGAAGAAACAGUAAGUUUCUUUUUCCUCUGGAAAUGGUACAUUACUUUGGCCUUCUUUCAUUUUGGGGGCGUGAUACAUGGAAAUUGUUUAAUUUUCCAGGCAGAGCAACACUUUCUUAAGCACAAUGAUGCAGGUUCGUGGAUUCAAGAUUCGGCACUUAUGUUAUCCAUGUGUAAGGAGGUCCCUUGGUAUCUGGAUGAUGGUACUGGUCGUGCAUUCAUUGUUGGUGUCCGAGGUGCCUCUGGGUUGGUUCUAACUGUUGGAAGUGAAGUGUUUGAAGAGUCAGGCCGGUCUCUUGUUCGUGGGACACUAGACUAUAUCCAAGGUCUUAAGAUGCUCGGAGUAAAGAGAAUUGAACGGGUUCUUCCAACUGGUACUGCCUUGACAGUUGUUGGUGAGGCUGUCAAAGAUGAUGUAGGUACAGUACGAAUUCAGCGACCUCAAAAGGGACCAUUCUAUGCAACUCAUAAAACUGUUGACCAGCUUAUUGCUAAUCUUGGUAAAUGGGCAAGGUGGUAUAGGUAUGCUUCAGUGGGAUUUACAAUAUUUGGAUUAUAUUUGCUCACAAAGCAUGCGGUUCAAUAUAUUAUGGAAAGAAGGCGUCACUGGGAGUUGAGAAAGAGGGUUUUAGAUGCUGCUGCGAAAAGAUCGGGUGAAGAUAAUACAGGACCGGAUGGGAUUAAUGAAGAUGGGUCAGAUUUCAUGAGAAAGGACAAAUUGACGCCAGAUCUCUGUGUAGUAUGCUUAGAACAUGAAUAUAAUUCUGUUUUUGUGCCGUGCGGGCACAUGUGCUGUUGUGUGUCAUGCUCUACACACUUGACGACCUGCCCACUCUGUCGGAGACGGAUUGAUCAAACAGUGAGGGCCUUCCGCCAUUGAAUUCAAUCUCCACAACCUUAUGUGAGAUCGAGGUAAUUAAGUAGGGUAUGGUAGCUGAUGAUGAGAAUUAAGAGGUACUCACCGGUGUUAUUAAUGGAGGAGGAAGAGGAGGAACUUAAGAAGAAGAUGAUAUGCAGAAGAAGAGACUUGAAAAGGUUCAUCAUUUAUUAUUAUUGUUCUUCCACUUUAUAAUUCCUUCAUUUCUCAUCUUGAUUCAUAUAUAUAUAUAUAGAGAUUCUGUGAUUUUGGAAUUCCUUGUAAAACCAAGUCAAGUCUAACUUGAAAACAUUCUCUUACCCUAGGACCUGUUUGUUUACAUGAAUUGUAUAGAUUUAACAUCUCAGUCAUCAAUUUAUAUUUUGAUUUUUCUAUGA